AUGCCAAGAAGCACGGACCGCCGUCCAAUGCUGGGGUUUGGCUGCUUCCCCGCCGUCGGGGGCGGCCGGAGGCCCCCCAAGUCCCCGCCGCUCGUCAAUCUUACCUACGUCGACGACGGCUCCACCUCCACCUCGGUCUCGCCGCCCUCCUCGGCCUCCACCUCCUCCCCGGCCUUCCUCGACGAGGACGACGCGGACGCGCAGGCCGACGUCGGCGGCCUCUCGUCGGCCAUCGCGUCCCGCCGCCUCUGCCUGGCGCCACCCGGCCGCUCCAACUCCAUCGUCGACUCCCCCGAGGGCGCCGCUGCUCCCUGCCACACCACCGUUGAGGGCGCGGAGGCGGAGGCGGCGGUGCGGAGCGUGAUCAUGUCGACGGACGCUCCGCGCGCAGAGUUCCUCAAGUCGAUGCUGGAGAUGGCGGAGGCGCUGGGGCUGGACCCGCGCCGCGGCGCCGACCGCGCGCGCAUGCACGACCUCCUCUUGUGGUACAUCGCCAUCAACGACAGCGACACGCUCAGGGACAUCCUCGGCGCAUUCACAGAGCUCCUCUGCCUCCUCAACGCCGCCGAUAAUACCACCACCCACGGGAACGGCGACGGCGACGGCACCGGGAUAACUCCACCGUCGACGGCCACAGCAGACAGAUAAUCAAACGGACGGACAGAUGAUAGAUGGGCACGAGCGCGAGAGGCGUACGUUAGCCAUGCAUGCAUGCGACGGGAGAGGAGAUGAUCGUACGUACCGUACGUUAGUCUAGACUGAGACUAGACGCAGCAGCAAAGCCGGGUCGUCGUUAAGUGUAACAGCAUACCGUUUUUUCAGUUAGUGUAAAAAAUGAAAGAAAAACUU
Hordeum vulgare subsp. vulgare (domesticated barley) is the source of this 849-nucleotide messenger RNA. Its product is annotated as transcription repressor OFP12-like. The record is from RefSeq and is a predicted model, not a curated record. Lineage: Eukaryota; Viridiplantae; Streptophyta; Magnoliopsida; Poales; Poaceae. The transcript has a single exon. Gene Ontology annotation, biological process: negative regulation of DNA-templated transcription. Bases 1 to 648 code for a protein of 215 amino acids.